AUGGGAAUACUGGGAGGUGAUGAGAGGGACCGCCCCUAUCGCCACCUCUCCUUUCUUUCCUGUCGCCCUCUCUCUCGCAUUCGCCUCUUCCUCUCCCAGUCUCCUUCCUUAUUCUCUCAUUCUGUUCCUCUCUUCCUUCCUCACCCCCUUCCUCUCUUCCUCUCUCAUCCUGAUUCGUACUACCUGUCUCCUCCUCUCGUAAUCUCUCACUCUCUUCCUCUCUUCCUCUCUUCCUCCCUCAACCUCUCACACUCGUCCUCUCUCUUCCUCUCGUCUCUCACCCUCCUCUUUUCUUCUCUCACUUUCUCCCUUUCUUCGUCUCUCACCCUCCUCUCUUCCUCUCUCACUUUCUCCCUCUCUUCCUCUCUCUUCCUCUCCUCCAUCUGCCCAAGCCUCUCCGCCAGUCUCGUCGUCACGCCAACCUUCAUGGCGCGCAGCAAGCACCAUCGGCUCACGCCCAUCAGCUGCUCUAACGACAGCUCCUCCGCGCUCCCUGUUCCUCCGCCCAUCAUGCCGCUCGCGCGCAUCGCCACGUCGACCUGCCGCCUCCGCGCAUGCAUUCCGCCUCCACCGAACUCCCUCGUUUCCCCAACCUCCGCCUCUGCGAUUUCCCAGUUCUCCGUUGCGCCCUUCUCAGCACAGCAUCUGCGCUUUCUGCGCUGCGCCUCGCCGCGCAAAUCGCCGCAAAGGGUCCAGCCGUUCAUCCUCUCUCAUCUGUUCUUUGCGGAUGCCCUGGGGCAAAAAGAAAGGUGA
Molecule: messenger RNA, 753 nt
Organism: Closterium sp. NIES-65
Lineage: Eukaryota; Viridiplantae; Streptophyta; Zygnematophyceae; Desmidiales; Closteriaceae
Source: the annotation of a GenBank genome assembly